CUUGACUCCGGUGCAUUGGUUAUACCUGACACGCACGUAUCGGUUAGACUUCGCGUACUGGUUGAACUUGACUCCCAUGUAUUGGUUAGAUUUGACUCCCGUGUAUUGGUUACACUUGUACUCACGUGUACGGUUGGAAUUGAAGCCCAUCCAUUGGUUAGACUUGACGCCCGUGCAUUGGGUAGACUUAAAGCCCGUACACCAGUUAAACUUGACGCCCGUUCAUUUGUUAGAUUUGAAGCCUGUGCACCGAUUAAACUUGACGCCCGUGCAAUUGUAAGAUUUGAAGCUCGUGUACCGGUACCGGACUUGACUCCCUUGCAAAGGUUAGACGUGAUUUCGGUGCACUGA
Lottia gigantea (owl limpet) is the source of this 351-nucleotide messenger RNA. RefSeq lists its product as hypothetical. The transcript has a single exon. The record is from RefSeq and is a predicted model, not a curated record. The annotation marks the transcript as partial. Lineage: Eukaryota; Metazoa; Mollusca; Gastropoda; Lottiidae.